CUUCCUCUGGAUUCUUCUUGCUUAGUUACAUAUGCCUUUUUCCUACCCUCCUGCUAACAUGUGCCCAAUGACAUACUUCUAACCUGCUAAUAUGUCUUGGAAGGUCUCCAGAGAGAGCCCAGUCCUUGUCCUGUAAUUACUGUAGAGCACUUUAAAGAAUCCAUGGGCACCAAAGGCCUCCCCCUCUACCCAGAUCCCUGCAGAGCUCCUGACACAAAGACUCAGAACACCUUAGCGUCUGAUUCUCUGGCCCGAGAAGGUCCUUCCAGCAACAGCUCCUUCCACAGCAGUGAGGAGGAGGGGACUGACCUGGAGGGGGACAUGCUGGACUGCAGUGGGUCUCGGCCUCUCCUGGAGUCUGAAGAAGAGGACGAGAACUGCCGGCCUCUCCAGGAGAAGCUGGGAGAAGCCACCCUGUUCUCUGAAUCUGGAGUGUGCACUGAGCCAGAAGAAAGGGGACAAGGUGGGAAAAAGAGCCAGUUCUUGCCAAUCAACCAGCGAGCCUCAGAUGAUCUUGGGGAGCCUGAUGUCUUUGCCACAGCCCCCUUCAGGAGCUCGCUGGUUCCAGCAGACGACGUGGACAUUUUCUCCAAAGCCCCUUUUGUUUCCAAGGGCAGUGUAGCGCCUCCCCAGAUGGAUGAAGUAGAUGUGUUCUCCAGAGCUCCUUUUACCAAGAAGAGGAGCAUGGAGGAGUUCCUGGCUGUGCAGGGCUCCUCACAGGAUUUGCCGAUGCAGGCNAACCUCAGUCAGUCCAACGAAGGGCCCCUGCUUGCAGGCCGAGAUAGAGCCAUUUACACCCCUGCACAGGCACAGUAUUCUGUGACUGGCUUUGCACCGCAGGCUGGUCUCCCCUCCCACUCUGUCCAGGUGGCAGACCAUUUUGACGGCAAUUCUCCCAGGGGGUCUCCAAUGAACUCUGGGGGCCAUCCUGUUGACAGAAACAGAGGACUGCAGCCCCAGAAAGAAGCCUUCUCAGGCCCAGCAGCUGGCAAGCCAUUCCACCCCCAGGCUUUAUCCAAAUAUUCUCGACACUAUAGCCCAGAAGAUGAGCUAAGUGCAGAAGCCCAGCCCAUUGCUGCCUACAAGAUUGUUUCACAAAGCAAUAAGCAGCUGCUAGCUGGCUCUGUGUCUGUCACAUCCCUGUCCUCCAGGACUACAGAGCUGGCCACUGCUGAUCCUUUUGCUUUAGCCCCCUUUCCUUCAAAAGCAGGCAAACAGAAACCCUAGGAGCAGAGACGAGCCUGAGGCCUGCCUCCACCCACCCCACCAGCACCCACCACACCACUCCUGGCUGGCCUUUCAGGGAGCAAAUCCCACCCACUGUGACUGUGCAGUUCCCUGCCUCAGAGCAGAAUCACUUCAAGGCANCUGGCCAAGUUGCCACGAGAGCCGGCAGAAGCUCCUAUGUCACACGUACUGCUUUGGUUUAUAGUCACACCCAGGCUUGCAGGCGGUCGUGUCACCNUCAUAGAGGCCUUCCACUACGCUCAGAACUCUGAUUUUUUUUUUUUUUUCUGCCCAGAAACCUUUUAAUCCAGGAAUAUUUUACCCCUAGUUAACAGGGGCUAUAUUAUACCAUGACUUUGAAUUCCUACAGCUCACUUGUAUUGAAGAAUUAAGAUUGAUCCCUCCAGGACUCAUCAAUACUCUUGGAACAGAGAAGUUUCUAGAAAGAAGAGCAAUACAAACCUACUGCACAUCUGAAGAAGUUAAUCUUUUGGCUACUCAUCAUUCAUUCCUAUGGAGCCAGCACCUCGCAAAGCACUCUGGGAUCUGUCACCAAGUCUGUAGGAGCCAAGCUGGCCCUGUGCACAAGUGUCUGGGUGCAUACUGUGGGUCAGACUCUGUGUCGAGUAAAGGAACACGCAGAUGGGAGCAGCAUUCUGCCUCCCACCGUCUACAUUUAGACUAGUGUGGACGCUUGUAUGCUCAUGCAUAUGAGAAACCUUUUUCCUUUGAGUGAAACCACCAUGCCUACCUCCAUUAGCGAAUCACUCGUUUUCUUGCAUUUGCCUUUUGACCUGACUUGAACCUUGGCUUUAUUAGAUUUUUUCUUCUCAUGGUAGAAUUGAAGUUGUUGGACAAUUUGGGGCAAUCCUGCUGGAACUGAGGUGUCAGAGUGAAUUUUUUAAAUUCCAUUUACCUGGUUUUGAAAAAAUCAAUUUCCUAAAACUGGACAUGGUAGGUACCUCAUGACUGUAAUCCUAGCACUUGGGAAGCUGAGGCAGGAGGAUUGCCACAAGUUAAGAGAUUAGUCUGGGCUUAAUACUGAAUUCCAGGUCUCUAUAUCUCAACACCCUCUCCUCCCAGCCAAAAGUCAUCAGUCCUUGUGUUUCCCUGGCAACAGGGGAAGAGAAUCUUCAGAGGUCCAGCCUUGGGGACUCCUGCCUGGGUACCAUUGUUGUGAAAUUCACUAAUCAGGAGCCCAAGCCACAAGCUAAGUUUGCCUGUUAUUUCCCCCAAACCCUUCCCAUACACCUCUACUGCCUCUUAAGUGGGUACAGACCUGAGACCCAGAAGUAAACUGAGAAUGGAAAAGAGUUGGUCAGUUGUCCUUGCAAAUCUUUAAAUGAUCUGUGCCUUUCAGAUGUUCCAGUAGAGCAGACAGGUGACUGGCUCCGUGUUCAGGAAUGUGUUUUUAUAUCUGGACGGCUCUGACCAUUCCUAGUGGUUUUCAUGUCCUUUAUUUUUACUGACUUAGAAUAAGCCCUCUGCCUCCACUUGCCUGUGGAAGUGUGGAGAGCUGUGUGUCACGCUGGAUUAGUGAUGGAAGAAUGGCUAGAAGCUAGGCACAGUAGNGUACCGCUGCAAACAGGGCACUCAGGUGGUACAAAAAGAAGGAAUUCCAGGGCAGCCUAGACUGCACGACACACUGUCCCAAAAGAGAANAUCCAUCCAGGACUAAAGCCUGAAUGCCAGGCUUCACUUGCAAUCACUUAGUUGUGAUAGCCUUUAAAUUUGAAAGUCAGGGUUUGGGUGCACAACCCAGCAGAAGAAGACAUGCUUAGCUUGCACAAUGCCCUGGGGUCUGUCGUCAGUACACAAAAACAAUACAGUUAAAUCUAGAAGUCUUGACNGUAAUGUAAGAAUGACUACUUUUUGUGAUAUCAGGUACCUUUAACCCCAGAACCUGUGAGGCAAGGACAGGUGGAUCUCUGUGAGUUUGAGGCCAGCCUGUCUACAUAACAAGUUCCAGGCCAGCCAGCACUGCGUCGGGGCCCAUAGCAGCGCCAUCUGAGGACUCCACUCCACCAGAAACCUGCCUUCCACUUCAGUAAAGGUUAAACGUUUUCUCUAGGAAUUUUCUUUCUCACAAUUAUUAUUUUUUAAUUUCCUGUAUAAUAGUGGAUACAAAAUUGUCUUUCUAUUAAUAUUAAAUAAGUAGUUUGACUAACGCACAUGGAACUUUGCAACCAAACUUCCCAAGCUUGCUGUCAGAUGAAGUCCUCCAAGGCACUUGCAGAAAGNAUGGUGAUAUUCAGGGAGCCCUUGUCAUAGCUCCUCCCAGAUUGCAGCACAUACCUAUAGUCCCAGGUGCUUAGGAGGCUGGGGCAGAAAGACUGCUUGAGCCUGGGAUCUCAUGGCCAGCCUUGGCAACACAGAAGGGCCCAUCUCUUGAUGAGAAACUUCAAACUGCAAGGUCAGCACCACCUGGGUAAUAGCGCUGCAAACUACUCUUCCUUUGAUUACUGGNUUGCUCCAUCUAGUCAGUCAUUCUCUCUCACAAGGCCCAAAUUAGAAUAAAAUGGAUUCUUUAGCUUAUGUAGUUUAAUCAUUUGUGAAGUGUGGGCUUAGGGCCUCUUUUUAUACUGAGUGGAAAGUCUAUCUACCGUCUUUGAAUAGACAAUGAAAAUGACUACAUGCAGACUGUUUUUCUUACAUAGUGAUUCGUGAAGGAAAUCUGACACAUGAUAACCCAUGAUGAGUUCUGAAGGAGGCGCUGGGAAGAACCUGGAUUACAGGAUCAGUGUGUAAUGUAAAGAUUAGGUAUCUUUGUGGGAUGCCAUCCUGAGUGGAAAUCCAGAGAUGUUUGUCUUACAGGGAAUUAUGAGUGCUUAAAGUCUGUGGAUCAGGAGCAGGUUCCCCAUGACCAUACAUUAAGUAACAACUUAAUAAUAAGGAAGAGGAGAACAUUGUCAACAAUGUACUGCACUCUCUUUGUUUUAGUGUCUGCUGUGUGUUUGUCACUUUGUAUAUUUCAUAGGAAACACCAGAGAUUCUGGACUUUUGACUCAGUAGACAGAAAUGAGCCAGAGUAUCCUUAGGCAACGCCUUAUGCUGUAUCAUGUACUAAUGAACUCCUAAAUGAUGUGCUAGGCUGGGAGCAUGGCUCAGAGAUGGAGCCGGUGGUGNACAAGAGAGGCCCUAGGUUCAGCCCUAUUAACUGACUAAUGAGCACUGUUUACAGAGUUAANUUAAGUGUGACCAAUUUCUUAGGCUUACAGUACAGUUCUUUAGCACCAAAACCUUGGUUGGAGUCAAAACAAAUGAAAUGAAAUAAUGAAGUGAGUCUCUGUGGCAUGCCAAGGCAAACGGAUUGUGAAUUCAAAUCCAUGCUAGCACAGGCAGCUUAGCAAGCUCUUACUAUCAAACUUUAAAGCAGCUUGGUUUAUAGUCAGGUGGGAGAGUGCUUACCUAGCACGCGCAACCACUGGGUUUUAUAAAACUGAAGUCCCGGGAAACAGUGCAAGAUGCUUCCAUCAUGUGAUGGUGAGCAGUCUCAUCAGAGAAAGUGAGCAGAAGUUGGUGCUCAAAAGCAAAUUUUAGUUCAGACAGCCUGUUUUGUCCUGGCUUAUUUGUAGAGUUGAAGACCUAUGUACUGACACAUGCCCCAGCAUGUGUGUGUGUGUGUGUGUGCGUGUGUGUGUGUAACAGUCUUCUACUCACUAACCCAUGGUAUGUCUCAGUUUCGUCUGGCAACUGAGUUCUUCUAAAUGGUUAAGAAAAUGCUGCCUUAGCAGCCUGUUGUAUAUUUAUGUGUUGGAGUCUGUGCUUGUCAGUAUUUUCAGCUAUUCUUCCCUGUGUGUGGAAUAUUAGAGUGAUCUGAUGAUAAGAAAUUCUGUAUUUUUAUUCUGUAAAUUAGAAUAAUCAAAAAAUGUAUCAAAUUGUAUGAUAUAUACGCAUUACUUCAAAUAGGAAAUGUAAAGUGGAAAACCAGGGACCAGGAGAUGCAGUGCCCCCCCGCAGUGAGAGGGCAACUUCCAGUGGAGUCCAUUUGGGUUCCUCAGAUGUAGAGAUGGUGCCCUCUGUGGUGUCUUUGGCAUUCAAACUUUAGGACACAGCCCAGUCAACUGCAGAAUGGCUGCUCGUCACAGCAUCCUCUCAGCACUGAAGGCCUUUGGUGGAAGGUAGUCUGCAGGAGUGCAGUGGUGCAGGCAGGAGCGAGCACCUGACACUUCCAUGGCUGCCAUUUCCCAGGAAACACUAGGGUUAUAAGUAGAAUCAUGUCAUUUUGAGUUUUUAGUUUUUGAACCAUAGCCUUUGUCAAUAUUUGUUUUAACCACCAGAACACUUGAAAACUCAGUAAAAAUCUCAUUAAAGAAAAGCUUUCAAAAUGUUUAAGAAUAAAAAGUAGUGUCCAAUUAUAGAUGGUUCUGCCCUGUACCUGAGAGAUCUCCGUGCUCCCUAGCCCUGUUUCUGCUCUCCCUUAAUUAUUCCCCCAGCAUUCCCCUGACCAUUCUCACCAGACCAAUCAGUGGGUGCUCAACAGUCAUACCUUCUCAUGGCUGUUUCCCUUGCUACUGCUGUAAAAUGUCUGUUUAGGACUCAGGCCAACCUUGACAAUCUAACAGUGAAAUGGAAUAGAGGACAGGGGAGGGUUGGUGGAACCCAGCCGUCCUCUGGAGAUGGGGGGGGGCAGCUCUUUCCCUGAUCCUACGUGGCUCUAAAAUGAGCACAUAUGUGAGAGGGCCUUAGAAUAGCAAAAAUAGCCAAGUGUUGGCCAUGGGGACACAUGCCUGUAUGGGGCGAGAGGUUCACUCUCAAUUCAAGAACUGUU
This is a messenger RNA of Mus caroli (Ryukyu mouse), 5998 nucleotides long. Lineage: Eukaryota; Metazoa; Chordata; Mammalia; Rodentia; Muridae. The record is from RefSeq and is a predicted model, not a curated record.